This is a messenger RNA of Cylicostephanus goldi, 204 nucleotides long. The record is from the annotation of a GenBank genome assembly. NCBI's taxonomy places the organism in Eukaryota, Metazoa, Nematoda, Chromadorea, Rhabditida, Strongylidae.
AAAGAGGACGAGUUUAUCUAUCGCGACCGAAUACCGGGUCUUGAUGAAUCAUGCAAAAAUCUAAAGGGACUCUGCAAAAUUCGCCCUCUUUAUUUUGACCCUUUGAAUCCAUCGGAUGGUGGCGAAGAUCUUUUUGGAGGACUUGUGCCUUCUGGUGUUGUGAAGGUUGUUUCUGAAUAUGAAGAUGAGAAAGCGAGGAAAUAA